Messenger RNA from Anopheles marshallii, 624 nucleotides. RefSeq lists its product as uncharacterized. The transcript is spliced from 3 exons. NCBI's taxonomy places the organism in Eukaryota, Metazoa, Arthropoda, Insecta, Diptera, Culicidae. The coding region runs from base 1 to 624 and encodes 207 amino acids. The record is from RefSeq and is a predicted model, not a curated record.
AUGAAGCUGUGGUCAGUUGUAGUGAUUGUUGUGCUGGUUAAAGUGGUUGAUGUUGCGGCACUGCACAAGAAUCCCUUCGAUGUGAUCAGAGGCUGUAAGCAGUACGACAAAGUUGGAGCCUACGAUGCAGUUCUUAAAUAUUUCCCGACGACAAAUCUACUCCAUGUUGGCCAUAAGGAAAAUUCCACAUACUUUAAAAUCGCCAUCUUAGGGCCGAACGAUGGAAUCAUUCGUUAUGGGGACUCGUUGUUUCCGUACGAUAAAUAUGUGAUUGAGAUUGUAUUGGGAGGAUGGGGAAAUACAAAAAGUGCUGGCCGACAACAUUAUAGUAAAAUUUCGAAUGAAAACAACAAUAACCUGCUGUUUGAGGUAAAAACGCCACAACUUAUGUCACAGUUCCAGCCCACCAUGUUCGUGCUAGAGGUGUUCCACAACGGCACAGUGCAAGUUAGCAUUGACGGACAAGAUCAUCCUUUCCUGUCGUUCAAAGACAACAAACGUACACCUGUGAAUUAUAUGACAUUCACCAAAUGGAAUAAGGACGUGGUGUUUUUCUACGAUUGUCCACUGGGAGAUGUGAGCGCUGAUAUGCCUGAACUGCCUUCAGUGAUAUGCAAUAGCUAG